Cylicostephanus goldi is the source of this 402-nucleotide messenger RNA. NCBI's taxonomy places the organism in Eukaryota, Metazoa, Nematoda, Chromadorea, Rhabditida, Strongylidae. The record is from the annotation of a GenBank genome assembly.
AUGAGCGCUAAGUUCUUCGUUACCGUCGCUUCUGGCGCUUCUGCGCUUGUGAUCGUCGCCAGUUUGAUCUGUGUUGGAAUGCUUUUCCAAGAUAUCAACAAUCUCUACGACGAUGUUAUGGAUGAUAUGCAAGAAUUCAAGAUGCUCGCCAACGAAGCCUGGAAAGAAAUGGUAAUCCCAACCCCAUCAUCCAAAAUGAGCGACAUUGCCGGAACUAUCUUCGGACGUGACAAACGUGCUGCCGGUAGCUGCCAGUGCGGUUCUCAGCCCAACACCUGCCCACCGGGACCACCAGGACCACCAGGACCACCUGGAAAGCCUGGAGAGGACGGACCUAAGGGAGAUGAUGGCAAGCCAGGACUCCCCGGAAUUUCCCUCUUCUCACCCAAGGAAGUACCCGGC